This is a messenger RNA of Colletotrichum phormii, 482 nucleotides long. RefSeq lists its product as uncharacterized. Bases 111 to 287 code for a protein of 58 amino acids. Lineage: Eukaryota; Fungi; Ascomycota; Sordariomycetes; Glomerellales; Glomerellaceae. The record is from RefSeq and is a predicted model, not a curated record. The transcript has a single exon.
CGGGUAGGGAGAAGCACGAGAAGGAAGCGCAGGCGCUGCAGAAGCAAGAAAGCCAGAAGCAAACCAGCAAGAGGCACCAACAGCGCGGGCGGGUCACGCGAGGGAUAUGUAUGAGAUGUUAUGGCUACGAUUGUGGUGCGGUUCUGACGCGCCGAUGCGAGAGGUUGGGCGACCCAUGGCAUGAUACGCCCAGCGCAGCUUAUUACAGGGGAAGCCUAGCCAACCGGAAGAGCCUCUGCGCAGGAAGCUUUUCUUUGCAGGACAACCUCAAAUUACUCUUUGGGUAGUCCGCUGCUCCGGGUGCCUUUCCCAACUUGGUCUGUCAGUCAGGGUCGUGGUGGUGUGGCCAUGUUUGUUUCUGGAGUAUCCGUAAGAUAAGGCUGAUCAUGGCUGAUGCUGAUGAACUGACAGUGAGACAGUGGGACAGUGGGAGCGGGAAGCAGAGAAACCACAGAAGGAAUCCAUCCAUCCAUCCAUCCAUC